Messenger RNA from Cyprinodon variegatus (sheepshead minnow), 5563 nucleotides. It is a transcript of the gene specc1la, whose product is annotated as sperm antigen with calponin homology and coiled-coil domains 1-like. The coding region runs from base 178 to 3018 and encodes 946 amino acids. Gene Ontology annotation, biological process: actin cytoskeleton organization. Gene Ontology annotation, molecular function: protein binding. Gene Ontology annotation, cellular component: microtubule organizing center; filamentous actin. The record is from RefSeq and is a predicted model, not a curated record. The transcript is spliced from 13 exons. NCBI's taxonomy places the organism in Eukaryota, Metazoa, Chordata, Actinopteri, Cyprinodontiformes, Cyprinodontidae.
GGGGGUCAGAAGAAAAAAACAGCCGAAACACCGAUGCUGCCUUCUCCAGUUGCUGGAUCUGUUGACUGUCCGGAGCUGUUAAUGGAUCUCCAUCAGGCCUUAAUCAAAGUUUGAAGUUGAAAAGAUUAGAACGACCAAAGCUGGGGUUGUAAAUGCGUCAUCAUCAGAGAACUCAGUAUGAAGAAGUCGACCCGACCGGUGACGAGUAAAAUCGGGGCAGAACGAGGGAAAUCUGAUGCUGGUGGUGCCGGAAAGUCCUCAGCCAAAAGUGCAGCUCCUCUGAAUAAGGUGAAAAGCAAUGAUGAUCUUUUAGCCACCAUGGCUGGAGGGAAUCCUGUCAGCAAGACCAAGAAGACCGCCUCUAUUGCAAGUAGCCCAAAUAACCAAGAAACCAAGCCAAAGACGACAUCAGGGUCUCUUUCUAAACGUACAACAUCAGUAUCUUCCAAAGAACCCAAUUCUUCACGGGAUCGUCUCCGGACAUCCCGUAAUUCAGCUGCUAAAAAGCAGUCAGUAUCAGUGGCUACAUCUGCAGAUGUUACUACGGGAAAGCGCUCCCGGAGCCAGACGGUGGUGGAACCAGAGGGCCGCAUGAGCAAGUCUAAGUCUGAUGGUCAGAUCAGUGAUAAGGUUGCUUUAGAAGCCAAAGUGAAAGAUUUGUUGGGUCUGGCAAAGAGCAAAGAUGUGGAGAUCCUCCACCUCCGCACUGAGCUGAGGGACAUGAGGGCCCAGCUUGGCCUCGGGGGAAAGGAGGCUUUAGAGCAGGAGGCCGGAGACGAAGAGAAGCCCCUAUUUUCAGCAAUUACGGCCGCUGAUGUUGAGUCCACUUUGAUUCUCUUACAAGAGCAAAAUCAAGCCAUCAGAGAGGAGCUUAACCUGUUAAAGAGCGAGAACCGCAUGUUGAAAGACCGCCUAAAUGCGCUGGGCUUCUCUCUGGAGCAAAGGCUGGAUAGCUCAGAUAAGCAGUUCAGCUACCCCUCCUUGAGUCCGGACCUGUCAGCCAGCGGGGCACACAGUGACGGAGGCUGUACAGGUACCCUGACGUCAUCAGUGGAAGGCUCUGCCCCUGGGUCUCUGGAGGACCUGCUCACGGGGCAUCAGCAUGGAGGUUCAGCAGACAACCUGGACAGUGAAUCCAGUGAGGUCUACCAAGCUGUCACCUCCAGUGACGAUGCGCUGGAUGCACCCUCUGGGGCUUCCUCAUCAUCCGAGUCGGACUGUGCUCCAAGCACAGAGCGCUCACGAAGGGACAGCAGCGGCAAUGCCAGCGAGGUGUCAGUGGCCUGUUUGACGGAGCGCAUCCACCAAAUGGAGGAGAACCAGCACAGCACUGCUGAGGAGCUCCAGGCCACGCUGCAGGAGCUGGCUGAUCUGCAGCAAAUUACCCAGGAACUAAAUGGAGAGAAUGAACGGCUCGGUGAGGAGAAGGUCAUCCUCAUGGAGUCCUUGUGCCAACAGAGUGACAAGUUAGAGCUGUAUGGGAGACAGAUUGAGUACCUACGCUCUCUAUUGGAUGAACAUCAUAUCUCCUACGUGCUGGAGGAGGACAUCAAGAGUGGGCGCUACAUGGAGCUGGAGCAGCGCUACGGAGAUCUGGCAGACAAUGCCCGCUUUGAGAGAGAGCAGCUGCUGGGCGUGCAGCAACAUCUGUCCAACACGCUGAAGAUGGCUGAGCAGGAUAAUGCCGAGGCCCAGGAGAUGAUUGCAGCACUGAAGGAGAGAAACCACCAAAUGGAACGCAUCAUUGAAUCAGAAAGACAGGAUCGUGCCGCCUUAGAAGCCACGUUGGACGAGUACAAGGUGGCGGUGAGCAAUGACCAGGCAGAACUGAACCGCUGCAGAGCCCAGCUGGACCAGGAGAGGCAGAGGGUUGCCGAGCUGUACUCGCUGCACACUGCUGGGGACAAGAACGACAUCUGCCAACUGUUGGAGGGGGUGCAGCUGGGGAAGGAUGAGGCGGAAGCUAAGGCAGCAAAGAUGCAGGGAGAGCUAGAACAAGUGCAUGCUGAGCUCAGCCGGCUACAGGAGACUUUCACCAAGCUGGACAGUGAAUACAGAGAUUUCCAGGAGCAGGCGCGGCAGCAGAUUACAGAGCAGGAACGAGCUCUGGAGAAGCGGUGUGCGGAGCUACAGGAGAAAGAGACUGAGAUAGCAGACAUGAAGGAAACCAUCUUUGAACUGGAAGACGAAGUAGAACAGCACCGAGCUCUAAAACUUCACGACAACUUGAUCAUCUCCGAUCUGGAGAAUUCUGUGAAAAAACUGGAAGACCAGAAGCACGACAUGGAGAGAGAGAUAAAGACUCUUAGGCACUCUAUAGCUGGGUCUAUCUCCGGGACCAAACCCCUUUCAUCCUUGAGUGAUAAGAGACCUAGCUACACAGACAUAACCAUGCCAGCUGACCACCUCCUCAGAGGGGCCCCAACCAGCCGCACACCUCCUGUCCUUCAGAGGGUCUCCAACAUGGACUCCACCAAGGCUGUUUCAGUGUCGCGCAGGAGCAGCGAGGAAAUCAAGAGGGACAUAACGGCUUCAGAUGGGGCCUCCUCCACUUCCCUUAUGGCCAUGAGUGCUGCUUCCUCCCCACUCUCCCUGUCCUCUUCCUCCCCCACAGCUUCUAUCACACCCACAGCUCGCAGCCGCCUCAGGGAGGAGAGAAAGGAUCCAUUGUCAGCGCUGGCCAGGGAAUAUGGGGGAUCCAAGAGAAAUGCUUUGCUGAAGUGGUGCCAAAAAAAGACUGAAGGUUAUCAGAAUAUCGAUAUCACCAACUUCAGCAGCAGCUGGAAUGAUGGCUUAGCCUUCUGCGCUUUGCUGCACACCUAUCUGCCUGCACACAUCCCUUACCACGAGCUCACAAGCCAGGACAAGAGGAGAAACUUCACCUUAGCUUUCCAAGCUGCAGAGAGUGUCGGCAUUAAAUGCACAUUGGACAUUAAUGAGAUGGUUCACACAGAGCGACCCGAUUGGCAAAGUGUCAUGACGUACGUCACAGCCAUCUACAAAUACUUUGAGACUUGACCUCCGACUUUACCAACUCAACCAGCAUGCACCUGCAGCAGUCAGAGGUUCAUUGACCUUCCUGAGCUCCCAACAACCAUACCUCCUCCUCACUUUACACAUCUGUGCUCACUUUUUUAUGCCGUUAACAGCAGGCUCAGUCAUAAGUUAACUGCAAUACUAGUAAGCCAUUAAAGGAAGUGAUAGAAGCCAACGCAGCUUAUUAUGAGCUGAUCUUCAGGAAAAUCCUCUGGAUAAGUUUAUCUCUACAGGACUGUAUAAAAAGAAAGCAAGUCUCUGUGCCUUCUUUUUGGUUCUACGUUUUGCUAGUUUCCAGGUUGUUGACAGGGAAGUUGCUUCAACCCAAAUUAAAUCAAUCAUAUAUUGUGAAAAUGUCUUGUGUUUACCACAGAAUAUUUAUGUUUAGUCCAUUGUUUAAAAACACAUCAGAAAGAUUUGACUCCCAAAAGGAGUUUUGCAAGUCUUCCGAACAUUAUGGUGGGAUCCAGAUGCCUCUUUUUUAAUAAAGUGCCUGUGUAGGUUUAAUGCAAAGCGGAAGAAGAUCUGCUCUGCAACAGUGUUUGAAGCUAAUAAUCCAGCAAGUUGUCGAAUGGGCAUCAACGACUUAUUUUCUGCCUGUUAAAACUAUCAUAAAGCAACACUUCUUAAGCACAAAGCAUGUUAGGUUCUCUCACUCUAUCACACAGUUUAAGCCACACUAACACUAAUAUUCCUUUAAUGUUUAUAAAGACACAAAUGCUUAACAGUUGUUUAAUAUUUUUACAUUGCAGUUCCACUAUAUUUAUCUUGCACAUGGAGCACAUGCCAUUUCUCUAGAACCUAAAUCUAAACAGAAGGAAUCAGCAGAUUGUGUUUUAUUGUGUGAAAAAUCAUGGUUCUAGUCUUGAGAAUUCAGCAGAGGGCCUUUAGUUACUCGUUUUACAUUUGGAUGCAUAUGUUUUGUACUUUCCUAAUAACUGAAGGAAUUUUCCACACAGCUAUAAUGUGAAGCUGGUACGACUACAGCCUAACUUUGCAUAAAUGCUGGAAGCAGAAAAAGGAAAGACAUCCAAGCACCACUUAUAAUUACUAACAUGUUUUGUUUUGUAUAAAAGCAUCAGUUUGAAUACUGGUUGUUUUAAAGGCACUAGUUUUUCUUGCUGUAAAGCCCCAACUUUGUAAAGUCUUUUGAAAACAGAAUUGUUUAUUUUUAAAUGUUGGUUAAGUUUUCAGACUGACGUGACUGCAUAUUGAGCAUGCAGACAUGAAUCUGAUCUGAUCCCAGCUCGUGGUUGAACCUCCAACAUGUCAAAUUUCUUUUUUUUUCUGCAUUUAUUUGGCUAAAUGUGAUCCACCCUCUAACUUUAUGACCGUGAUCAGUGUUCUUUUUUAGUAUAACUAAUCCACACUAUUGAUGUGUAAAUGCCUUGUAUCAACUCUAAUAGAUUUGUUACUGCUGUGUGCUGCUUGUGCCUCACAUACCAAUGUUUUUUUAAUUAUUUGUAUUUAUUUGCCUAGUUUCCAUAAAAUCCUUACUUUCUAACCUAUCUAUAAAGUUAUUGCACACACAGCAAGUAGCUGCACUGAGAUAAGCUGUUUUUGUUAUGCCACACCAAUGUUCUUGCCUUAAGAAUUAAGCCAAGGCCUCUGCUACUGAGAAGUUGCCAUGUUGUACUUGCCUUUCCCCCCAGGCCUGUGUCAACGUUUUUUCCAAACGUUGUUUGGAACCAGAGUUGGGAUUCACUCAUCUGUCUCCCAAACGGGGGAUGAGACACUUUUUCAGUCUGGAUCUGCCAGUGGUGUCAGUAGCACUAUAUUUGCCUCGGAUGUGGAAGCUGCAGCGCUUGCCAGGCCUCAUCGCUGCACUGUUCAUCUGCUUUAGACAUUCAGAGAUUUAAGGACGGCACAAGAACCUUCAACAAUGACCGUUUCUGCUUCACAUACAAGAUUAAACAAGUUAUUUAGUAGUGUUCUAAGGAAUUGGCUUCUUUUCACGAGGCGAUAUGUGUCAAUGUGGUGUUGAUUAUCAGUCUAAAGUUUAUAGCACGUUUUAAUGCGACCGCCAGCCUCCCUGUGUUUUACUGCUCUUGACAGGAAUCUGUGAGAUUUGGAGUCUCCUUGAAGCAGAAUGUGUUUUGAUCACGCCUUAGUGAUCCUGGACUACUUUUUACAAGGUCCAGCAUGUGCCAAUGUGGAGUGAUUGAUGAACACUGAAGCCCCGGCCUGCUGAGAUGGGACCAGACAGCUGGCAGAAGCUAGAAAGCACAUUCCACCUCCCUGUGAUGCAGCCCUGAUGGGCAUUUCACAGAGGGUAAAAAGCUUAAGUGAUGCUCUUACAGCAGUUGCCUUUUGUGUUUUUGCAGCCUUUUAUUUUUCUGAAUGAAAUUACAUACCUGCAUUACUGAACGAGUCGUUUUUGUAGGUAAGACCUGAAAAACAUCUGAUUUACGAGUCAUUCCUCCAGUGUAAAAGCCACUAAGCUACAGAGCACAUUAUCAUGAUUAUCAGCUGUAAGAAAAUGUUCUGUUUUUUGUUUUUUCCUGUAGUAAAAGUACAUUAAACUGUG